Molecule: messenger RNA, 492 nt
Organism: Bacidia gigantensis
Lineage: Eukaryota; Fungi; Ascomycota; Lecanoromycetes; Lecanorales; Ramalinaceae
Exons: 3
Coding region: 1-492 (163 amino acids)
Biological process (GO): positive regulation of mRNA splicing, via spliceosome
Cellular component (GO): spliceosomal complex
Molecular function (GO): RNA binding
Source: RefSeq, a predicted model, not a curated record
AUGGCGUCCAUGGAGUACGAGAAUGACAACGGACGUUACGACGACGAACCACGCUAUGAACGUGAGCGAAGCGCAUCUCCGCGACCCACGAAGCGCGAUGAUGACUAUCGAAGCGGUCGUGAUAGGAGUGCCUCGCCUAAUGAUCGCAUGGAAUCAAGAGGGCCACCGCAGAAUGGUGGAGAGUCUGUGAACCCAGGCUCUAAUCUCUUUGUCACUGGCAUACAUCCCCGCCUGAAUGAGGCUGAGGUAUCACGAUUGUUCGAAAAGUACGGUGUUGUCGAAGGCUGCUCCAUCAUGAAAGAUCCACACACGCAUGAGUCUCGUGGCUUCGGGUUUGUGAAGAUGGUAACUGCUGAAGAAGCGGACGCCGCGAGAGAUGGCCUUCAGGGUGAAGUCAUCGAGGGUCGCACUCUAAGCAUCGAGAAGGCAAGACGUGCCCGUCCACGAACCCCAACGCCAGGCAAAUAUUUCGGACCUCCCAAACGAGGUUAG